Messenger RNA from Musca domestica (house fly), 500 nucleotides. Its product is annotated as pickpocket protein 19-like. Bases 33 to 404 code for a protein of 123 amino acids. Gene Ontology annotation, molecular function: sodium channel activity. The record is from RefSeq and is a predicted model, not a curated record. Gene Ontology annotation, cellular component: membrane. NCBI's taxonomy places the organism in Eukaryota, Metazoa, Arthropoda, Insecta, Diptera, Muscidae. The transcript is spliced from 2 exons. Gene Ontology annotation, biological process: sodium ion transport.
AUUACCUAAAAGGACCUCGCUAGGAUCAAUAUAUGGAUGAGAAUGGCCGAGGCAUGAUAUGUGAUUGCAUAGAUAAUUGUGAGUCCUUGAUAUAUCUGGUGGCCGUUAAUACUCAACCCAUUCACAGUCUUCUGCCCAAAAAGUCAGCGUCUGUAAUCUACGUUCAUGUCUACUAUAAUCGUAGGACUCUUACAAAAUAUGCCGCCCGUUUGGAAUACACUUUUCUCAGUAUGACAGCAUAUAUUGGUGGCGUAUUUGGACUAUUUUGGGGUGCAUCGGUUUUAAGUUUGGUGGAAAUGGUUUAUGCUAUCAUGAGGUUUAUUAUUGGAUUCAUAUGGAAGAAAUGUAAUACAAUACGCCGGACACGCCGCAUUGCAACAACAUUGAAUGUUAUUUAUGAAUAAUAAUAAGUUCAAUAUUUCAAUAUCGUACAAUAUUUUUACCGGGUGUCAGAUAGGAUAUACAAAUUCGAAUUCAAUUCUUUGUAAUAAAAUGAAAUU